Molecule: messenger RNA, 3623 nt
Organism: Coregonus clupeaformis (lake whitefish)
Lineage: Eukaryota; Metazoa; Chordata; Actinopteri; Salmoniformes; Salmonidae
Product: coiled-coil domain-containing protein 22-like
Exons: 14
Coding region: 787-2739 (650 amino acids)
Biological process (GO): positive regulation of ubiquitin-dependent protein catabolic process
Molecular function (GO): cullin family protein binding
Source: RefSeq, a predicted model, not a curated record
CCAUAUGACUUCAUGCAUUUAGAGAUGCAACAUUUUAGGUUUCACGAAAUUGUUAGCUAGCUCUCAUACGAUGAAAAGAAUUUUACAAGACAUUUAGGGGAACACAAAAAAGUAUUAAAAUGGAACGGUUACUGGAAUGGCAUCUGUAGUGCCUCUUGUUCAUGCGUUGAGAAGUGACAACGUUAGCUAGUUCGCCAGCUAAAAACAGGCUAGCUAGCUUUUUUUUUUUUUUUCGAAUGGACAAGCCUGUGAAACUGCUAGCUAGCUAGCCAAAAGAAGCCUAUUGAAGCCUAAUGAUUGUAAUUUAGGGGAGGCUUUUUGCUAAAGGAAUUGCAAGGCACUUCAUCUUCUUACAGUGAUGGAGGAAGUUGAUAAGAUUUUAAUUCACUCGCUUAGACAGACCGGCACGUAAGUAGUUAGCCAACAUUAUCAAGAACCUGUUGUUGCUAGUUAGCUAACGUUUGCCAGCUUGCUUGCUCCUGUAGCUUAUUUGUGUCUCUCUUCAUUGAUUUAGCUACAUUCAAUGACGUUACUCAUCAGAGCCAAUAUCUCAGCUGAUAUUUUCCUUGUGAACAUUUGCUGAAGUGUAGAGAGCUAGCUAAGUUAGCUAGAUUCAUUCACACUUGUACAAUUUUGUUCUAACAGCUGGUUGUUUUGAUUUUCACUCUGCCAAUCUGAAAAUCUUUGAGCUAGUGUUUAGACCAGAAUUCUUCCAUAUCGGUCAAGUUAGCUACACUACACAUUUUUGAAUGUCAUUUGAAAGAGUAACGUUAACCGGCUCAUCACAUGACUAGUGAGAAGUGUGUGUGUGACACAAAUGGGAAGUUAACUCCGUGCACCUGCACCUCAUGCUCUGUGUGUUUGCAAAGGGACGUGGGGGAGGAUGUGCAGAGUGUGAAGCGCUUCUCCAGUGAGCUCAUAGUGGAGGCGGUAGUGAAAUGUCUGCGAGUGAUCGACCCGGCCCUGGGGAGCGGCCUGUCCCCCUCCUUACCCCUCAGCAUGUCUGCCCGCUUCCGAGUAGGCAUGAGCCUGGCACAAGCCUGUCAGGACCUUGGCUACAAGGGAGAGAUUGGCUACCAGACCUUUCUUUACAGCAAUGAGCCAGAGAUCCGCUCCCUGCUCAUGUUCCUGGUGGAGAAGCUGCCCAGAGAAAGUGCUGAGGCCUUGGACCAACCAGCAGGUAAAUCGGUCCUCCUCCAGAAAUUGAUAGCUGCCCAGAUCAAAGCUCAGCUGGCCUUGCCCUGGCUCCCUCCAUCCUGCAGACUACCCCUCCUCUGUAAAACACAGAACCCAGGACCGUCCCACAGUUUCCACUCUCAGACCCUUAGUUUACCGCACUGCCUCAAAGUGCCUGGGAAAAAGCAAUUGAAAGAGGAAAAGGACUACCACAGGGACUUUCUUCCCCCUGUGACUGCCCAGCCGUCGCAGCAUGCCUCAGUGCCGGCCUCCCUGCUGGAGCUGCAUGCAGAGGAGCUUAGUGCCGCCCAGGAGUGGGAAAAUGAGUGGAACAGCCAAGGCCUCCUCUCCCGCCUCACCCCCGAGGAAUAUCGCUCCAGGAAGCGCGCCCGUCUGCAUAAGCGUAUCGAAGAGCAGCUGCGCGCUGCGGCCCAGCCUCGCCCGGACAUACUCUGUGCCCACAGGUCGGGCUCUGAUCUCACAGAGCUUCUGCAGUCCUUCGGGGGCUCCACCCUCGGUGGUGACAUCCUCGCCAAGGGCACCCGCUUCACUCACACCGAGAAAUUCACUUUCACACAGGAGCCUGCGAAAGCCUCCCAGCAGAUGGCAGCAGCGGCCAGCUCCCGCCCCAGCUCGCAUCAGUCGGAGGAGGACCUGCAGGCCCGACAGCAGGAGGAGCUGGCCUCCCUGCAGCAGCAGCUCCAGCAGCUCUCCCUCAGCCUAGAGGAGGUGGGCGGAGACAUGAGGCAGCUCACCGUAUCCAUACUUCAGGUGUCAGAUGAGCUGAAGCAAAAAGAGCUGAGCAACGCGGAGAAGGAGGACUCUGUGCGGAUGAAGAAGCAGACCAUUGACCUGAUGCCUGACGUAGAGAACAACCUGGCCAAGCUGCAGGCCCUGGUGGAGGGAAGUGCCAAGCGAGUGGUCAACCUUGCCACUCAGUGGGAGAAACGCAGAGCUCCGCUCAUCGAUGAGCACCGCAGGCUCAAGGAGCUCUGCAGCAACCAAGAGAUUGAGUCCUCCAGAAAGCUAUCUGAAAUCAAAGAGCUUCACAACAAAAUCCGUCAAUCUGCGGAGGAGUCCAAGAAGAAGGAGGGACUGUAUAAACAACUGAUAACAGAGUUUGAGAAUCUCCCGAAAGAUGUCUCCCGCUCAGCGUACACUGCGAGGAUCCUGGAGAUCGUUGGCAACAUCAGGAAACAGAAGGAAGAAAUUACAAAGAUUCUGUCUGACACUAAGGAGCUGCAGAAAGAGAUUAACAGCCUGACUGGGAAACUGGACCGAACGUUCGCUGUGACUGAUGAACUGGUUUUCAAGGAUGCGAAGAAAGACGAAUCUGUCCGCAAAUCCUACAAGUACCUGGCAGCCUUACAUGAGAACUGCACUCAGUUGAUCCAAACUAUUGAGGACACGGGCACAAUCAUGAGAGAGAUCCGAGACCUGGAGGAACAGAUUGAAACUGAGAAUGGUAAGAAGACUGUAAGCAACCUGGAGAAGAUCCUGGAGGACUACAAAGCCAUUCGCCAGGAGAACUCUGCUCUGGCUGCCAAGAUCAGAGAGGCCUGACAUGACCCUCCUCAGCAUGAUGCACCGUAGUGGCCGCCUGACUUGUCUGCUGGUCAAACUGACUGGAAGCAUGCCCUCAAGACUGCCUGUCCUGUGUGUGUGUGUGUGUGUGUGUGUGGAACCAAGAAAGCACACUUCAUCUGGUCUCAAGACGUUCAACGCUGUCCUUUGUCCACUGUUGCAUUGCCUUCUGGGAGCACUGACAGCACAUGGGGGAGGGGAGAUAGAUUUUUGUACAAUUUUUAAUGCACAAACCUUGGCUUACCCAAAAACCAUGCUGGAUAUAGAAAAGAUGUGUGAUGUAUAACAGCACAGCGAUGAAUUAUACUGGCCUUGCAUCCCUGGUGUCCAUACACUGGUUCCAUAUUGAUUCCACCCAAUCAAAAAAGUAGUUUGGUAAAUGAUCCUCUCAGACUUUUUCUAUUAGAAAUGUAUAGUAGUUCUUCAAAAUUGCAGUAGUUCUGAUAGAUCCAUCAAGUAAAUGUCUUGAUGAGCUACUUUGAAAUGCGCUGCAAUUCAGGUGAAUUUCUUCAUGUUGGCCCUCGUUCACCAGAAUAAUGCAGUGGCUAGGUACGGCCUAAGUAUCCAUUGACUUGUGCUGAAAGAAAUUCAUGCCAUAUUUUGUCUUAACUGAAGUCGAUAUGGAGAUACUAGGUUUGUCCUUUCUAGUUCAUUCUCAUGCCUUGAAAUCAAAUGCUGCUUUUGUCUGUCUCAUUGGCUCAGUGUUAUUUGGCUUAGGGAGCCUUGGUGCAAAGUAAAUGGCCUCACCUUUUGAGCACUGAUCUCCUGAAAUGGUCUAGAUUAGAAAACAAACCACAUUGAUUGACAAUGAAUGGAAAUGUGUAUAAAAACAAUACAAAAUGUUUGUCAUAGCAGAAAAUUAA